AUGAAAGCAUAUCUACCGCGCACGGCGGCCUUUUCAUGGGCGCCAUCUAGUGCGGAGGUCGACGGCCUAGUGAUGGCUACGGGUACGGUGGCCGGUGCUCUCGAUGAAAGUUUCAACAAUGACAGCGUGCUGGAGUUGUGGAAGCUCGAUGCGACACCGGACGACACCAUGAACCUGUCGCCCUCAGUGUUAGGAUCUGUGAAUGCAAGUGCUCGUUUUAAUCGCCUUGGCUGGGGAUUUGCUCACAGGGACAAGCCGCACGGCCUUUUGGCUGCAGGACUCGAGAAUGGUGAGGUGGGGGUAUGGGAUGUCGGCAUGCUCAUGGAUCCUAGUACUGCCUCACAUUCACAAAUUCUGCGUAACACUGUGCACAAAGGCUCUGUCCGCGGCCUUUCAUUUAACCAGCCACAACCUAAUUUGAUCGCUACGGGCUCUGUCAAUGCCGAGAUCUUUGUAUGGGAUCUUAAGUCACCUACCAAACCAUAUACGCCGGGGUCGCGCUCGCAGCAUCUGGAUGAAAUUUCCAGUCUGGCUUGGAAUGGCCAAGUUCCAUACGUACUCGCCACGGCAUCUACAAAUGGUAGUACUACAGUAUGGGACUUGCGUCACAAGCGUGAAAUUGCUGUGCUGCGCAACUCCGCCGCCGGUGCAUCAAUGAGCUCGGCGCGUAGUAUUAGCUCACUUGCUUGGCACCCGCUCAGUCCUACACGUAUCGCAACGGCCACGGAGGACGAUAUGAAUCCGGGUAUUGUGUUGUGGGAUCUGCGCAAUUCACGUGCGCCAGAGGCAAUCCUGAGUGGCCAUGAACAGGGUGUUCUAGGUCUAUCAUGGUGCCGUCAAGACGAAAACCUGAUGCUUUCGUGUGGAAAGGACAGUCGCACGCUAUGUUGGAACCCUCAAAGCCAUGAAAUUGUGGCGGAGAUGCCGCCGCAUUCGAACUGGGCCUUCGAUGUGCAGUGGAACCCUCGCAAUCCCAACAUGCUUGCAAGUGCGAGCUUUGAUGGACAUGUGGUUGUUCAGUCUCUGCAGAACAUUCCCGUGGAAAGCGAGCAGGACGCUGCUGCUGUGUCGACAGCCAGCAUGAACCCGGAUGAUUUAUUCACAGCGCUAGGCAAUGCGCCUCCGCCCUCUACGGGCGGUAUGCCGCUUGUCACGGCUCCGAAAUGGCUGAGCCGCCCUACAUCCGUGGCAUUUGGCUUCGGUGGUCAGCUUGUGACAAUUUCUAAGCCGGUGCCUGGAGCACAAGGCUUUCCUUUGCGUGUGCACGAGAUACAUACUGAACCGUACAUUGCUGACCGGGCACGCGUACUCAGCCAAGCCCUAGAUGAAAAUACGCUUGCUGACUUUUGUGCGAUGCAAUGUCAGAACCCGAACACACGUGCUUCAGACAUGGCGGGAUGGAAGACGCUUCAGACUCUUUUCCAUGUUGACUCUCGCGACGAGCUUGUUGAAUUGCUUGGCUUUUCGAAAGACGACAUUACCAACCAAGUUCAGCAAGCUGUGGGCGCCUUGGGUUUACCGCCACUAGAAGAUGAAAACGCACAAGGUGAAGAUCCGGCACCGCAGGUCCCGUCAGUCACCGAUGAGGACCCCACUGCUUUCUUCGAUCAAGUCCCAGAUAUGCCUCUAGAACCGCCUCAGCCGGCGGCCGAGCCAUUUAGGCUUCAUCCUAAUGGCAAUCAGGACCCUGACCGCCUGAUAACAAAGUCUUUGAUUCUUGGUGACUUUGAAAAUGCAGUAUCGCUGCUUGUUUCGCAGGAUCGCUUCGCGGAUGCUUUAGUGCUUGCCACGCGCGCUGGUGACGAGCUGCUGGUUAAGACGCAGCGCGCAUACUUCAAACGACAUGCGAUGAACAAACCCUACCUCCGAUUAUUGCAGAGUAUCGUGACAGAAGAUUUGUCGGAUGUGGUUUACCAUGCAGACUUGAGUGAAUGGCAAGAGAUUUUCGCUGUGCUCUGUACCUAUGCAAAGCAGGAGGAUUUCUCAGUCCUAGCCGAGCGUCUUGGUCAACGUCUCGAAGACCGAUACUUGCAUUCAGCGCAGCUAGGCACGCCAGCCUUAGUCGACCGCAAGAAUGCGGUUUUAUGCUACUUGGCUGCUGGAUGCCUAGAGAAGGUGAUGUCGAUGUGGAUCGAAGAGAUGCAGGAGGAAGAGUAUGCUAUCAAAUCCGGAAGCACGCAGCGCGACAACUCUCCGUACUCGGCUCAUGCUGAGGCCCUUCAAACGCUUAUGGAAAAGGUGGUUGUUUUCCAGCAUGCUGUGCAUUACACUGAUGAGGAUCUACAACCCCCCGUCCCCAAUGAUGAUGGAACUGUGCCUGUGCGUGAAUUCAAGCUGGCGCCGCUGUAUAACUACAUUCUUGAAUAUGUAAACGUCUUGGCCGAACAGGGCUUGGUGGAUAUUGCGCUCAAGUUCGUGGCUUUGACUCCGCCUGACUACACACCUAACCAGCAAUCGACCGUGGCUGAUGCCGAGUGGACGCAUGACCGUCUGCUGCGUGCGAGUGAGAUGACACAAUACGCGCCAACGAAUCCAUACGCCCAAGGCGCUUAUGCUCAGGGAGCAUAUGACCAGAGUGCCUAUGGCGGAUACAAUGUGCCUGCUGCACCGUCGGUACCUGCUGUGCCUGCUCCUCAGCCAUUAGCACCACCUCCCAUGGCUUCCCAGAUGGCACCGCCGCCACCGCCACUCGCAGCGCCGAGCAUGCCAACGAUACCAAGCGUGCCUGCAGUGCCCACGGCUUUGUCGCAACCGGACCCCACACCGUCACCGUACGCUCCACCUGUCCAUCCGGUCACCGCACCUCCAUCUGUUGCCCAAACAACAGCCUAUGCAACCCAGCCCGUGCCGCAGGCCAUGCAAGCGCCGCCGCCACCUGUCAUUGGUGCGCCGCCGCCUGCUUCCAUGACACCUGGCCUGAUUCCUGAGCCGGCGGUAGGAACAAUCGCCUCGUCUCCGUUGCCGCCACCGCCGCAGUUCAAGCGCGAGAAGGGGGGAUGGAACGAUGUGCCUGCUCCUUCCUUGCCGCCGCCACCACCCAAGCGCGCGCCGUCUGCAGCGACAGGUGCAGCGAUCACAUCGCCUUUCCCGAACCAACCGCCGUCGAUGGCAGCGUCGGCGGCCAUGCCGCCACCGCCACCUCGUGGCCCUCCGACUGGCCCUCCUCGUCCAUCCAGUGCGGCAUCGUCCGCGUACAUGCCGCCACCUAUGGCUUCGCCACGCACUGGACUGGGUAUCGGCCAGCCAUCCCAAGACUAUGGCCGUCGUAUGCCUCAGGGUCACAUGAACACGCCUGGCGUGCAACGACCCCAGACGCCGACAGUGCCCGGCCGUCCACCCAUGGCGCGAACGCCCAACCUGCGCCCCCAAGUAACUGGCCCGCCGAGUCAGUUUGCCGGGCAACAAGCUGCUACGACGCCUCGAGCAUUUUCCCAAAGCGCAGCGGUGGGUACCGUACCAGCUCCUCCAAGAGGACAAGCAGGAAUGGUGCCACCACGCUCCAUGACUCCAGCGGGUGGUGGAUAUGGUGCGCCUCCUCCUGCCUCGACGCCCGGCGGAGCCUCCAAACCAGGUUUCCAGUACCCUCGUGGCGACCGCUCCCACAUUCCACCGAACUUGCGGCCUGUGUCUGACACUCUUGCACGGGAAGUGGCUCGACUUCGCAGUGUGGAUGCGCAGCCAAAGCGUAUUUUGGACGAUGCCGAUAAGCGUGUACAGCUGCUGCUCGAUGUGAUGAACAAUGGCCUCGUGGAUGCCAGGCUAGUGCCUGUACUUCAGCAGCUGGCUCAAGCAAUCCAGGCGCGUAAUCAGCAAGGCGCGCUACAGCUGCACGUCCAGCUUGUGACGAUGGCCACAGGUGAUGUGGCUACGGCUCUCGUUGGCGUCAAGUUCUUGAUUGCCAAGCUGUACUCGUAG
This is a messenger RNA of Malassezia restricta, 3915 nucleotides long. Its product is annotated as protein transport protein SEC31. Gene Ontology annotation, molecular function: structural molecule activity; protein binding. Gene Ontology annotation, biological process: COPII-coated vesicle cargo loading; endoplasmic reticulum organization; intracellular protein transport. The transcript has a single exon. The coding region runs from base 1 to 3915 and encodes 1304 amino acids. The record is from RefSeq and is a predicted model, not a curated record. NCBI's taxonomy places the organism in Eukaryota, Fungi, Basidiomycota, Malasseziomycetes, Malasseziales, Malasseziaceae. Gene Ontology annotation, cellular component: COPII vesicle coat; endoplasmic reticulum exit site.